Molecule: messenger RNA, 660 nt
Organism: Sphenostylis stenocarpa
Lineage: Eukaryota; Viridiplantae; Streptophyta; Magnoliopsida; Fabales; Fabaceae
Source: the annotation of a GenBank genome assembly
AUGGCAACCCAGUUAAACCAUGUGAGCAGAACUUCAAUUCUAAAGCACAAAACACAAUCAGAGACCCCUUUGAGAACCUCAACUAGAACCCCAAGAUUUCAAGUGAUCAAUGCAACAUCUUCUACCAGCAGUGCAAGGCAGCUUAUAGAGUCUGGCACAGUAAGGGCUAUAUUUCCUAAAGAUGCCUCCUCAGCCAUACACUCAGAGGGCUAUAUUCUCCUUGAUGUUAGGCCAAUGUGGGAGAGAGAAAAGGCACGUGUGUCAGGGUCUCUGCACGUGCCAAUCUUUGUGGAAGACAAGGAUAACAGUCCUAUAACUUUACUUAAGAAGUGGGUGCAUUUUGGGUACAUUGGCUUGUGGACUGGCCAGUACCUCACUACUGUGAAUUCUGAGUUCUUUAGUCAAGUGGAAAAUGCCAUUCCUGGUAAGGACACCAAGGUUCUUGUGGCAUGUGGAGAAGGAUUGAGGUCAAUGACAGCAGCUUCAAAACUGUAUAAUGGAGGUUACAAAAAUCUUGGAUGGUUGGCUGGAGGAUUUAAUCGUUCAAAGGACAAUGACUUCCCAACAAUAGAAGGAAAAGAGAAGUUGCAGCAUGCUACAGUUGGAGGGUUUUCUUACAUAUUCCUUCAGUUGCUCAUAUUUCUAAAGGCUGUGGGUUAA